AAUCACUAAACGUAACACAACCUCAACAAAAUAAGACUUAGAGAAACUAUCUUUAGUUAUCCUCUCAACCUUAUAAUAUAUUAAAAAAAUGAUACAUACACAAACCGGGUCAGGUCGUCGGAUUCUAACUUUUCCGGCGGUGAAUCCAUGCGAAUCCAUCUCCGUAACCACUCUCCUCGACUCACUAUUACAAAUCUCCGGCGAGAUUCUAAGCUUCAAAUCAAAACACUUCUCAACCAACAAACGAAGUGUUAAAGAAACUCUACGACAUAUCCAAUCUCUUGUCAUCUUCUUGGAAGAACUCCGGGUUCAAAUCCGGUUCGGGUCAAUCUCAGCGAGUCGUCGUUCAGUAAUCUUGAGUCUCUCGGAGCUACACGUCAUCUUCCAGAAACUCAAGUUCCUUUUAGAAGACUGUACACGAGAGGGAGCUAAGCUAUAUAUGUUGAUAAACUCCGGUCAAGUCUCAGCUCAUUUCCGGGCCUUGAUCCGAUCAAUAUCCACUAGCCUCGACACGUUUCCAGUCGAGUCUGUCGACUUACCUGGAGAAGUCAACGAGCUAGUCUAUCUAGUCAUGCGUCAGACUCGUAAAUCAGAAGCGAGACCUGACCGAUACGACAAACUGGCUAUAGACUCUGUUCAUUGGUUCUUUAAUCUGUUCGAGAACAGAAUCAACCCGAACUCGGAUGAGAUACUCCGAGUUCUUGAUCACAUUGGCGUUAGAAAAUGGAGAGAUUGCGUUAAAGAAGUCGAUUUUUUACGUGAAGAGAUCUCCGCGGGGAAGAAGAGUAAAAUUGAAAUCGAGCUUCUAAGUAGUUUAAUGGGAUUCAUAUGCUAUUGUAGAUGUGUGAUACUUCGAGGCAUUGAUGUUGAUGAUGAAGUUGGAGACGAAGAUGAAGAAGAUGAGGAUUUGAUGAUGAUUAGUGGUUUAAACAUCGAUGAUCUUCGUUGUCCGAUUUCUCUAGAGAUUAUGAGUGAUCCUGUGGUUUUAGAAACAGGGCACACGUAUGAUCGGAGCUCAAUCACGAAGUGGUUCUCCUCCGGUAACAUCACAUGCCCUAAGACCGGUAAAAAUGUGGUUACUACUGCGUUGGUAGAUAACUUCUCUGUCAAGCAAGUGAUCCAAAGCUACUGCAAGCAAAACGGUGUAGUUUUGGGUCAAAAGGGGAAGAAGAAGGUGGCUGUAGCGGAGAGUUUAGCGGCGGAAGAAGCUGGGAAACUAACCGCGGAGUUCCUCGCCGGAGAAUUGAUCAACGGGGACGAAGAAGAGAUGGUUAAAGCUUUAGUAGAGAUUCGAAUCCUCACCAAGACGAGUAGUUUUAACAGAGCGUGUUUGGUGGAAGCUGGUGUUGUGGACUCGUUGAUGAAGAUUCUUCGUUCUGAGGAUCCGAGGGUUCAAGAGAACGCCAUGGCUGGGAUUAUGAAUUUGUCUAAAGAUACCGCCGGAAAAACUCGAAUCGCCGGAGACGACGGUGGUGGAUUGAGGCUGAUCGUGGAGGUUUUAAACGACGGUGGUGCGAGAAGAGAGAGUAGACAAUACGCAGCGGCUGCGUUGUUCUAUCUAUCUUCUAUCCGAGAUUACAGUAGAUUGAUCGGAGAGAUCUCAGGUUCGAUUUCGGGAUUGGUGAGAAUCGUUAAGAGCUGCGAUUUCAGCGAUUCGGCGAAACGCAACGCGUUGAUCGCGAUUCGGAGUUUGUUGAUGAACCAACCUGAGAAUCACUGGCGUGUUCUCGCCGCCGGAUCUGUUCCCGUUCUUCUCGAUCUUUUGAGAUCUGACGAGGUUAGCGACGGGGUCACGGCGGAUUCGAUGGCGAUUUUGGCGAAAAUGGCGGAGUAUCCAGACGGGAUGAUUUCUGUGCUCCGUCGUGGAGGAUUGAAACUCGCGGUUAAGAUUUUGGGUUCGUCGGAGGUUUCGCCGGCGACGAAGCAGCACUGCGUUGCUCUGCUUUUGAAUCUGUGUCAUAACGGAGGAAGUGACGUCGUUGGGUCUUUGGCUAAGAACCCGUCUGUUAUGGGGUCGCUUUACACGGCGUCAAGUAACGGCGAGUUUGGAAGUGGGAAAAAGGCAAGCGCGCUUAUUAAAAUGAUACACGAGUUUCAGGAGAGGAAAACCGGUACGGUUGAACCGGUUUUAGGAAGAGAACGGUUCGUACACGCCUGGUGAUUUGGUUUAUACACAGACACUGUAGUAGUAACUCUUUGAGCUUUUUUUAUCGAAGGGUUAAAGAUAACUUCAUUUUUUUGUUUUUAUAGAUUUAGGAAUUAGAAUAUUAUUUACUAUUUAUACGUACAAAUAUAUUCUGUACUUAAACCUGUAUAUUUUUAGCUCUGGGAAUUUUUAAUAACCCAAAGAGCUAAUAAAUGUAAUAGUUUCUACUUUCUAGUUUCCAAAGACACUGAAUAAUACUAGUCCUUGUUAUCAGAA
Camelina sativa (false flax) is the source of this 2422-nucleotide messenger RNA. Its product is annotated as U-box domain-containing protein 19. The record is from RefSeq and is a predicted model, not a curated record. Lineage: Eukaryota; Viridiplantae; Streptophyta; Magnoliopsida; Brassicales; Brassicaceae. Gene Ontology annotation, molecular function: ubiquitin-protein transferase activity; protein binding. Gene Ontology annotation, biological process: protein ubiquitination.